Molecule: messenger RNA, 711 nt
Organism: Eucalyptus grandis
Lineage: Eukaryota; Viridiplantae; Streptophyta; Magnoliopsida; Myrtales; Myrtaceae
Product: pathogenesis-related protein 1C
Exons: 1
Coding region: 36-569 (177 amino acids)
Source: RefSeq, a predicted model, not a curated record
AUUUGAGUUCCGCAUCCGAACGCAGCAGCAGUAAUAUGUCCUCGUGCUUCAAGAUGAGUUCGUGUGCCGUCAUGUACUUGGCUGUCUCACUGGCGUGCUUCUUCAUCAUUGCCACCCCAUCGACACCGAGCGCCGAUGUCUCAGCAGAGAGAGCGCAGAUGAUACGGGAGUUCCUGGAUGGCCACAAUGCGGCAAGGAAGGCGGUUGGAGUGCCGCCGCUCGCAUGGGACACGUCCCUCUCCACUUAUGCACGGGUGUAUGCGAACCAGAGGCGGGCGGACUGCAGGCUGGUGCACUCGCCGGGGUAUGCGUUCGGGGAGAACCUGUUCUGGGGGCAAGGGCGGCGGUGGAGUGCCGCAGAGGCCACGGCGGAGUGGGUGGCGGAGAAGCAGUGGUACCACUACGCCAACAACUCUUGCUCGGGCCAGGAGUGCACGCACUACACGCAGGUGGUGUGGCGGACGACAAUCCGCGUGGGCUGCUCCAAGAUCAUAUGCAACUCCAGCGACACUUUCAUAGCGUGCGAGUAUUACCCUCCGGGCAACUACAUCGGCCAGAGGCCUUAUUAAGCAUCAGCACGCACAGCUUAUAAAUCCUCAUUUUUUAUCCAUCUCUGUACCUAUACAAUAAACUGUUGUCUUAUGAUUCUUAAUAAAGUGCACUGUAAUUAAUGCAAUAACUCCUCACAUCGAGAUUAUGUCAUUUAAAUUA